GGAUGGUGUCAGAACGAUUGAGGCGUGGUCAGAUCAAUAUCAAGAGAGAGAAAGAGAAAUGUGAAGAAGUGAGAGAAGAGAAGACAAGACAUCGAUGUCUGCUCUCUAUGCAGCAGCAGUAGCAGAAGCCUCAUCUCUUCUUCCUAUAAAACAUGUACUAAUUCAUCUUCUUCCAUUUCCAUGUGCAAUCUCAACUCAAAACCUCUGAUUCAUUAUUCCACUUCAGCUUUAUUUGAAAAAAAAUGUAUUCUGCAAUUCAUUCUCUAGCUCUCGACGGAGGUAUUGUUAGACACGGCGAUUAUCAGGUACCACUCGAUGCUACAAGCCUUUCCGGUGACGCUUGUGUUGUUUUAACAGCGGAUCCGAAGCCUAGACUUCGUUGGACAUCUGAACUGCAUGAGAGAUUCAUCGAUGCUGUUACUCAGCUCGGUGGUCCUGAUAAAGCAACUCCGAAAACGAUAUUGAGAACAAUGGGAGUGAAAGGCCUUACGCUUUAUCAUUUGAAAUCACACCUUCAGAAAUACCGACUGGGAAAGCAAGCUGGUAAGGAAGUACCUGAUAAUUCCAAAGAUGAGAGUCAGGAUACAGGUUCAUCUACACCAACAUCCACAAAAGUAGGUCAAGAUUUGAAUGAAGGCUACCAGGUUACUGAAGCUUUGCGAGUUCAGAUGGAAGUUCAAUGCAGAUUGCAUGAGCAAUUGGAGGUUCAACGACACCUCCAGCUUCGGAUGGAAGCACAGGGGAAGUAUCUGCAAUCAAUGUUUGAUAAAGCUUGUAAAGCUCUAACUGAUCAAACCACAAUAAUAGAAGAGGAGAAUCAGGUUGGUUCAAAGAUGGGUAAUGGAUUUCCUGAAUUUGGUGGUGGUAAUAUAAUAGCUUUAGAUGAAGAAAACAGGAGAAACCUUUCCUCUUACAAUAAUAAUACACCUUUUGGCGAUUCUUCCAUGGAUAGUUGUUUGACAUCAAACGAGAAUCUCGUUUCGCCAUCAUUUAAGAAGCGACCGAGGUCUACCCUGCUUGGAAAUCAUUCCAUCAUGCCCCAAGUGGGUUGGAUGAUGACUGAUAUUAGUUAAAAAUCUUUGUUGUUCUUCUUCAUCUCUUCUUUCUAUUGCUUGCAUUUAUGGAAAUAACCAUUAAACUCUUACUUUUAUUACACUCAACUUUUUUCCUCUUCCU
Messenger RNA from Impatiens glandulifera, 1176 nucleotides. RefSeq names its product protein PHR1-LIKE 2-like. Gene Ontology annotation, molecular function: DNA-binding transcription factor activity; DNA binding. The coding region runs from base 243 to 1073 and encodes 276 amino acids. Lineage: Eukaryota; Viridiplantae; Streptophyta; Magnoliopsida; Ericales; Balsaminaceae. The record is from RefSeq and is a predicted model, not a curated record. The transcript is spliced from 6 exons.